Musca domestica (house fly) is the source of this 2434-nucleotide messenger RNA. It is a transcript of the gene Shc, whose product is annotated as SHC-transforming protein 2. Gene Ontology annotation, molecular function: receptor tyrosine kinase binding. The transcript is spliced from 6 exons. NCBI's taxonomy places the organism in Eukaryota, Metazoa, Arthropoda, Insecta, Diptera, Muscidae. Gene Ontology annotation, cellular component: plasma membrane. Gene Ontology annotation, biological process: cell surface receptor protein tyrosine kinase signaling pathway; intracellular signal transduction. The coding region runs from base 664 to 2037 and encodes 457 amino acids. The record is from RefSeq and is a predicted model, not a curated record.
CAUGUUCUUGGCCAGAAGUGAGACGAACAACAAAAACGAAAAAUAUUGUACAUAUUUUAUUAUUUUUUCAAAAUGUUUUUUUGUGUGUAAUUUAUUACACUAGUGGAAUGACGAACUAUAAUUUGUUAGAAUCUUCAUACUAAAAUGCCUCCGUUGUGGAAAUUGUUCAUCUUGGAUCCAAGCGAUAAAAAUUGAAUAUAUGAUCGUCUGCUUUACAAAUAAUAUAAAUAAUAAAUAAUAUUCAAAAUAUUGACUCAGAGAGGAUUAGUCAGAGACUUGGGCGCAACAAACGGAAGCCGAGAACACAUACAAGAGCUAAUUAAAUACGGGACGUAGCAUAAGUCCACUGAAUGCCAAACGCUAUCGGUUUCAGUGAAUUUAGCAGAGCAUUCAUAACAUUCCAUCAUAACUCUGAAUGAGCAACAACACAUACAUUAACCCAUAAACGAUAUUCGAUUCACAGGAAGUAAACAAACACAAUUAGUAUAAGAAAUUAAUUAAACAUACAGCAACAGCAAGAGCAACGGAAGAACACAUUCACCAAAACACAUAGAAAACAAAGGUGAUGAACAUUGAUAUAGACAAGCGGUGGAGGCGAUAUCACACAUUUCAGAUCUAAAAAAUAAUUGAAAUCAAUUGAAACCAUCGCGAUAAGCAUCCACUAUGAUUCGUUCUAACGGCGCCUGUGGGAAUAGCGGUGGUGGUGGUGCAGGAAUUGCUUCGACCAGUAUGGGUGGGGCUCCGGGUGGCGACGAUGGUUGCAUAUAUCCGGAUGAAGUUAUAAUGGAGAAAGGGGUGGCAUUCAAUGUGAGGUACACUGGCUGUAUCGAAGUGAAUACGUCAAUGAAAUCAUUGGAUUUCCAUACUCGUACACAAGUGGCCAGGGAAUGCAUAAAUCGGGUUUGCGAAGCAGCUGGCUUAAAAUCUGGAAAGCGCCGAAUGGAUAAAAAAAUUGGCCAGUACAUUGCAGAUCGUCCAUGCAUGGUGAAUGCUGGCACAAACGUAAUCAUUAAUGUGUCCAGUCGUUCGCUGAAUUUAAUUAAUGUUGAUACGGGAGAAAUAAUUGCUUCACAUCAAAUGCCUAGAAUAUCGUUUGCAUCUGGUGGAGAUUCGGAUACCCUCGAUUUUUUGGCUUAUAUAGCAAAAAAUGAAGACGAAUGGCGUGCCUGUUAUGUUUUGGAAUGUAUUGGCGGACAAAGUGAAGAUCUCAUAGUGACAAUUGGCAAAGCAUUUAUGUUGCGCUACAAUGCCAUCAGUCGCAAGGGACAUCACCAACAAACUUCGGAACAGUUUAACGAAACAGCAAUCAAGGGAAACGAUAAGGAAUAUUACAAUGAUUUACCAAAUAAAUUGCCUCCAGAUUUAAUGAACGACAUUGACCUACAAGACCAACAACAGUCGUCACAGUCAAUCCAAAAAGUAGCUCAAUUGAAUCUAAAGAAACCACGUGACCGUCUUAGUAGUAAUUUAAUAGACUUGAAUAGUCCACCACCAGAUCAGACAACUAACAAAAUAAAUCUAUGUUCGUUUGAUCCCAUGAAGGAGUGUGGCGGAAUGACACAGCCGCAGCAGCAGCCACCAGAUGUUUUUGAUAUACCACCUCUUUCAUUGUCCGCCGAAGUACAACGUUCACAAUUAAUGACUGAAUCUUGGUUCCACGGUUCCAUAAGUAGGCCUAUUGCUGAAGGUAUGCUAGAAAACGAUGGCGAUUUCCUGGUACGUGAAUCACAGGGCAAACCCGGACAGUAUGUGCUUACCGGUUUACAGGGUAAAACACCUAAACAUUUACUUCUCAUUGAUCCCGAGGGUAUUGUGCGCACAAAAGAUCGAAUUUUUGAAAGCAUCAGCCAUUUGAUAAAUUAUCAUUGGACCAAUCUGUUGCCCAUAAUCUCCGAAGAUUCCGAGCUUGUUUUGCGUACACCAGUAACGCGAGCAAGUCCAUCAGCCAUAUCCCAAACCACCCACACAAUGCCAGCCUCUCACAAUCACCAUGCCCAUCAUCCGCAUCAUCAUCAAAUACAAUCGUGUAAGGAAUAGACGAUGUUAAAUUAGAAUUUUUGAGAUUUUUCUAUUAUGUUUUUACUCUAUACUAAGGAAGAAACCCCUUAUAAAUAUGCAUAUUUUCUGAUAUCAAUGUAUAAACAUGUAUUGCAGCAUGAAAAACUAAAGAAGCAAAAAAAAAACUUAGUUUAAGAAACAAAAAGGACUAAAUUUACAUAAAAAAGUAAAAGUAAUGAACCAAAUCUGUGUGUUUGUGUGUAAAGUGUACGUAUACUUGUGUGUAAAGGUAUAAUAUAUAUAUAAAAAAAAAUCUUAAAUAUGAUGUAUUUUAUUGCAUUGAAUGUAUGUAGACCGAUAUGGCGAAUAAAUUUGAUGUAUGUAUUUAUUGAAAUAAAAAUAUUAAAAAUAAUUAUAUACAAGACAACCAAAAAAA